AUGUUCGAAAUUUCGCAGGCCGCAAAUCCGGGGAAACUCCGAGAACAGUGGACAACUGCGGAAAGCGUUUCCGGGGGUUUUCGUCGUUCGCCAGGACCGACACAGCCGCCGCCCGCUCUCUUUUCGUCGCCGUCGUUCUCAGCUCACCACGCUUUCGUCUUAGAGCUCCGCCUUCAGCUCGUCGUCGUUUUCGUAGUGUCGCGGUCACCGAAGGAGCCAGCUGGACGAUUCGCGAAUAAUCGUCAUGGUCUAGGCUGUACCGUAUACUGCAUUGGCUCUUAUAUGUCUUACGUGCGUACAGUCCCCGGGGACAACUCAACUGGAUAA
Molecule: messenger RNA, 327 nt
Organism: Necator americanus (New World hookworm)
Lineage: Eukaryota; Metazoa; Nematoda; Chromadorea; Rhabditida; Ancylostomatidae
Exons: 3
Coding region: 1-327 (108 amino acids)
Source: RefSeq, a predicted model, not a curated record